AUGCCGAACAGCAAGAUUCUUGAAAAUAAAAAGUGGAAUCCACGCACUGAGGGUGUUGUUCCUCAUGACAACGUUUAUUAUGGCAAGUGUUUCAUCGGUGGUGCUUUAGCUUGUGGUUUAACACACGUUGGAAUAACACCACUCGACGUCACCAAGUGUAACAUGCAGGUCAAUCCUACAAAAUACAAACGUUUGAUAAGUGGAUUACGAAUCAUCGCGACGGAAGAAAGUGCUCGAGCUGUAUGGAAAGGCUGGGCACCGACAUUGUUAGGUUAUAUUCCCCAAGGUGCACUGAAAUACGGCCUUUAUGAAGUAUUCAAGGAUCUUUAUGCAAGCAUGGCGGGAAAAGAAUAUUCACAAAAGUACAAAGGAUGGAUUUGGUGUGCUGGAGCAGCGUCCGCUGAAUUCGUUGCCGAUAUUGCACUUUGUCCAAUGGAAAUGGUCAAAGUUAAAGUUCAAACAAGUGUUCCCGGAACAUUUCCCACAAGUCUUGGAGCUGCUGUCAUCGAAAUGAAUACUAAUCGACAAGCUACACGAUUUCCUUAUGGGUCGAUCGUUCCUCUCUGGUCACGACAGAUUCCAUACACUGUGGCAAAGUUUUACACGUUCGAAAAGGUUGUGCAAUAUUUUUACACAAAUAUCUUUACCCAACCGAAAACGAGCUAUUCGAAGAGCACACAACUUGGCAUUACAUUUGCAUCCGGUUAUAUCGCUGGAAUAGUAUGUGCCAUUGUUUCCCAUCCAGCUGAUUCACUUGUUUCACUAAUGGCUAAACCGGAAUACAAAGGCAAAUCCAUUCUACGAAUUGCUAAGAGAUUCGGUGUUGUUAAUCUUUGCACGAAAGGGCUCGGCACUCGAGUUAUCAUGAUCGGAACGUUAACAGGUUUUCAAUGGUGGAUUUACGAUACAUUCAAGACAGCGUUAGGAAUGGGUACAACUGGUGGAAAGUAA
This is a messenger RNA of Adineta ricciae, 951 nucleotides long. The record is from the annotation of a GenBank genome assembly. NCBI's taxonomy places the organism in Eukaryota, Metazoa, Rotifera, Eurotatoria, Adinetida, Adinetidae.